CUUUAACCGGACUGUAACAGUCAAAUUCAUGCAUUUAAAUAAUAUUUUUUGCGCGAACAAUGGUUUCCAAAUGGAUAACAAAGGGUGUUCAAUUUGCCGUGCGCUAUGCUGCUCUGUGUGGAUACAUCAGUGCGGCAAUGAACCAAUAUGGAACGAUAUCUGUAGUAGGGCCAGCGUUUACAAACAGGGAGGUUACACUGAAGGCGUCACCGUUCUAUCCUUGGGGGUGUGACGUAGAAUGGAAAUUCUUAAUUGAAAAUGGUUCACAAUUGAAAAGUAUGGACGGGGUAAAUAAUACAACAAGAUAUUCGGAAGAUGAGUCAUUCUUUUUUAAAUGGAAGGCUUCAACUGAAUUCAACGGAUCUAUCUUCUACGCCGAAUGUGCAACAAACAAUACGAUUAAAACAAACAUGAUAUCUAUAAAUUUGAGAGAUAUCGUUGGAUCAUGUGGAGCACUCGGGAUUUUAAGCCCAGUUGUUCGCGGCGCGGACGUCAAACUUGCAUAUUUUCCGUCUGACCUUUAUAUACAUCGCAACACAGACACUGGGCGAACAUGGACGCACAACUUACAAGAUAUACAGCUACAAGAUGGUUCUUACGAAGAGAGAAGUGUUUCUAAAUAUGUGUACAUAUUGACUAUAUUUAACUUCAAAGAAAAAGAUGAAGGACCGUAUGAUCUAAAAUGCAAUGCAGAUGGCAAAACGGAUUCUGUGCAUCUUCAUAUGUCGGAGCGACCGAGCUACCCAGUCUUCGAUCCUAAGCUACUUGACUUUAAUACAACACAAUGUAUUUAUGUUUAUGCGGGCUCCGACUUUUAUUGCAAUACUGAAAAUGGAACAGAACCUGUACAGAUAGUAAUUUUACUGGGACAGAAUUCGUUUGUUCAUGGAGAAAGAAACGGGGGGAAAGGGUACCAAAUCGAUAACAUUCAUCAACAAAUGGGUGGACUGUCAAGACGGAAUGUGACAUGUCGGGUUUCUAAUGCAGCCCUUGAAACACCUUACAAAGUGCACGGCACUCUAUGUAGCGUAGAGGAAGGUAGCCCGCCAGUGCUAUCAGUUCCUGAGUUCCUUGAAGGAGAAAAUUCGAGUGCAAUAUGUGAAGUACGCAAUGCUAUCCAAGCUCCACUAUUAGAAAUACAUGUUGACAAUGUUUUGCUGGGUGAUGUUCAACAAAAAGAUUUAUUUAAUGGAUCUUCUCAUACAUUUACCAGUACAGCAAAGGUUACAAAGUCUAACAAAUUGUGGAAUAGAAAACAAAUGUGCUGCGUCAGGAAAAGCAAAUAUGAUUUUCGUCUAGAAGUUGUUUCAGUGUGCAAAAAUAUCAGCAUGAAAUGUACGUACUCAAUCUUACUUAUGUUGUCGACUUUCGCCGACAUUAAUUAUCUAUCAAACCGAGACUGA
Molecule: messenger RNA, 1403 nt
Organism: Mya arenaria
Lineage: Eukaryota; Metazoa; Mollusca; Bivalvia; Myida; Myidae
Exons: 6
Coding region: 60-1403 (447 amino acids)
Source: RefSeq, a predicted model, not a curated record